CCCGCUUUUCCCGCAACAAACAAGUGUGCGAGUCCGCAGGAACACGGCACAGCACAGCACAGCACUUUUAGCAGCGAAAAUGCCGAAACGAACUUGUCCUUUUCCGGAAACUUUCUCCUCCCAAUACAAAAUACACAUUGGGCAACAGGAGUUAAAUAACUACGGCGUGUUUGGGAACAAAUACAGGCAAGAAAUAUACGAAAAGACAAAAAAUUUGCUUUUCAACGGUGCCAAAGCUGUGAUGGGCAAAAUAUGGACCGGAGAGGAAAAGUGCAGAGACCCCCAACCACCUGGACAAGCCGAGACAUCUGCAUGCAGCCAAACUCUGCUGAGAGGACAGACACUGAUUGGACAUGAUGGGAGACUGACAAGAGCCAGUGCUUCACAAGUUGACGAUGCUGAUGUUUAUCCCUCACCUACCACAUCACAACUCCAUAAUGAUGGGAUGACUUUAUGUAUCUUCACAAACGAAAGUGCAGCUGUCAAGGUUUUCAGCGUCGGCCCCAUCCAUGACCCUUAAAGGACAAAAAAAAAAGGUCACGGUGUGCUCAGGAACGCUCCCAAUCUACUCCUUGGUUUCGUGUAUGGCCGGGGUGUGGGUGUGAAGAGGAAAGGGAGAAGCCACAUAAACACCCACAGCGCUCCAGACAGGAGCAACUGCAGUCGGCCAGCGGGAGCACGUGGCUUUGUCUUUCACCCAUUCUUUUGGGGACCAGCUGUGGUCUGAGUGUGGUGAGCGUCAGGCCCAGUGAUGCUGCUGCUAUAAAUAUGCGUCAACGAGGGUGAGUAAGUGACAGCUGUACAGUGGACCAAGGACACACUGUCUUGGCACUGUCAGGGCGAGCCAGGCCAAAAAAGGCAAACCCAGUGUGAGAGCGCUGGUUGAUAUGUAUUUAUGCACUUGUAGGCAUUGAUGUGGUGUGUACACUUCAGAUUUGGGGGUUUUAAGAUUGUAGCUAUGAACUAUGAACUUGUUGCUCAAAUGUGGAUGUAGCCUCACAAUUUGGCUCGAAUCAGACUUUUAUAUUACUAAAGGCUGGGUAACUUAAGAAUUAUCCCUGAGAAGUGUGAAUUAGAUUUCCUGAAAGUCAAAAGAAUGGUUCCUCCACGAAUAAGUGGAUGAUAACAAUAUGCAUGUGUUAAUAUGGAGAGAGAAAAGAAAACUACCCAUGCAUGCGUGUGUGUGCGCUCGCAUUGUCUGUACACAAGCGCAUGUGUGUGACUGUGUUUGUGUGCCCUUUUCAAGUGUGACCACCUGUCUUUUGUUA
Amphiprion ocellaris (clown anemonefish) is the source of this 1268-nucleotide messenger RNA. RefSeq names its product SIVA1, apoptosis-inducing factor (gene siva1). The record is from RefSeq and is a predicted model, not a curated record. NCBI's taxonomy places the organism in Eukaryota, Metazoa, Chordata, Actinopteri, Pomacentridae. Gene Ontology annotation, molecular function: CD27 receptor binding. Gene Ontology annotation, biological process: extrinsic apoptotic signaling pathway. Bases 80 to 520 code for a protein of 146 amino acids. The transcript has 3 exons.